GUUUCUCUUCUCAGCAAAUUAACCACCAAGGAAAUUUGGUUUCCAAAGGCUUUGUACCUGGUGUCCAAUGACGAACUUGGUCUCCAUGGAGAAUGUGCUAUUCCUUUUCGUUGCUUCUUUUAGUCUCCUCAUCUCAAGCUUCGGUAUUCACGCCGGAGCUCAGGUCAUUGGCAUAAACUACGGCACGUUAGGCGACAACCUCCCCUCACCGGCCCAAGUGGUGGAUCUCCUAAAAUCCCGGAACAUUAACUUGGUCCGCCUCUUCGACCCCAACCCUACCAUCCUUCCGGCCCUCCAGAACUCUGGCAUCUCCGCGGUAGUCGGCGUCUUCAACGACGACCUCCCGAGGCUCGCCAGCGACCCGGCCUUCGCCGCCACCUGGGUCCAAGCCAAUGUAGUUCCUUACAUCAACGCCGGCACUAGCUUCCGCUACAUCACCGCUGGCAACGAGGUCAUUCCCGGCGACCUCGCUGGUUUCGUCCUCCCAGCCAUGCAAAAUCUCGAUGCCGCCCUCGCUGCUGCCAAUCUCCACAUCCCCGUCUCCACCGUCGUUCACAACGUUAUCCUCGGCGUCUCGUUCCCACCAUCGGAAUCUGCAUUCAAUGACGAAUGCUCGGCUAUCAUGGCCGGGAUUGCUGGAUUCUUGAAGUCGAAGAACACACCACUCCUCGUCAAUAUAUACCCAUACUAUGGGUAUGCCAGCGACCCGGAGAACGUAAGGCUUGACUACGCUCUCUUCACUGCAUCCGACGCGGUGGUCGUCGAUGGUCCGUUGAAUUAUUACAACCUUUUCGAUGCGGCACUUGACGGCAUAUAUGCAGCGUUGGAGAAGGCGGGGUAUCCGGAUCUUAGCGUGGUGGUGUCGGAGACUGGGUGGCCGUCCGGCGGCGGUCCUGAUUGGACGACGGCGGAUAAUGCUAUGACGUACAAUAACAACGCGGUGAAGCAUGUGACCAGCGGCAACGGGACACCCAGGAGGCCCGGGACGGCAAUAGAGACUUACUUUUUUGCUCUGUUUAAUGAGGACUUGAAGCCUGAUGGAAUUGAGCGAAACUGGGGGCUGUAUUACCCGGAUAUGACCGAAGUAUACCACGUCGAUUUGCCAUGAUGGUGGCCGGGAUGUGAAUAAAUGGUAAAAAUGGCUACGUUAUGAAUGACUGAGAUUAUGAGAAUGAUAGCCGGGUGAAGCAUUGGGAGAUCAUGACAAUUUAAGUAAAGAUUUAUGUAAUAAAAGAACAAAUAUAUUCUAAGAAAAUGGUUAAUUAUUUGGAGCCAA
Messenger RNA from Elaeis guineensis (African oil palm), 1276 nucleotides. RefSeq names its product putative glucan endo-1,3-beta-glucosidase GVI. Gene Ontology annotation, molecular function: hydrolase activity, hydrolyzing O-glycosyl compounds. Lineage: Eukaryota; Viridiplantae; Streptophyta; Magnoliopsida; Arecales; Arecaceae. Gene Ontology annotation, biological process: carbohydrate metabolic process. The record is from RefSeq and is a predicted model, not a curated record.